AUGGCUAGAGCAACAGUAAAAUCAGGUACAAUAAACCUCCUCAACACAAUAAUUGGAGCAGGAAUCCUAACAAUGCCAUAUGGAUUAAAAUCAAAUGGUUUAAUAUUUGGAUGUUUUUUAAUAAUUUUAAGUUCAUUAACAUCAUCAUUUGGAUUAUAUUUACAAAAUAAAGUAGCUAAAUAUACAAAUCAAAGAGGUAAUGUAUCAUAUUUUAGCUUAUCACAAUUAACUUAUCCUAAUUUUUCAAUAUUAUUUGAUUUAGCUAUACUGAUAAAGUGUUUUGGAGUUGGUAUAUCAUAUUUAGUUAUAAUUGGAGAUUUAAUGCCAAAAAUAAUGGAAACUUUAGAAGUAAAUAAGGAAUCAAUUUUUUUAAAAAGAAAUAUUUGGAUUUCUAUAUUUAUGUUUUUUAUAAUAACCCCAUUAUCAUUUUUAAAAAAAUUAAAUAGUUUAAAAUAUACAAGUAUAUUAGCUUUAUUUUCAGUUGGUUAUUUAAUUUGUUUAGUUGUUAUAAAAUAUUUUGAAAUUAUUGUACUAGAUAAAAAUCAUUUAAAUCAUAAAAUAAUAUGGUUUGGUCCCAUAAGUUGGAAACAAACUUUAAGUUCAUUUCCAAUGUUUGUAUUUGCUUAUACUUGUCAUCAAAAUAUGUUUGCAAUAAUAAAUGAAUUAAAACCUCAUGAAAAAGAUGGUUCACAAACAAGACAAUCAAAUUUAAUUAUUAGAAAUGCCAUAGUUAUUGCUCUUGUGUCAUAUUUAAUAGUUGGAAUAUUUGGUUAUUUAACUUUUGGUAAUGAUGUAAAUUCAAAUAUUAUAUCAAUGUAUCCAAAAUCUUCAAUAAGUUCAUUAAUUGGUAGAUUAUGUAUUGUUAUAAUGGUUGCUUUAUCAUUCCCAUUACAAUGUCAUCCAUGUAGAGGUUCAAUAAAUCAUGUUUUACAUUUUUUAACAGAAGGUUAUAAUGAUUUAAAAUUAAGAAAAAAAAUAAGUUUUAAUAAUUUAACAAACAAUCAAAAUUCAAAUUCUUCAAAUACUACUACAACUCCUCAUGGAUAUACUUCAUUAACAUCAGAUAUAGAAAGUUUAAAUUCAAUCAAUGAAAAUAGUAUAAUUGAUGAAUCAUUUAUAUCAACAACUCCAAUGGAAGGAGCACAAGAUUUAGAAGGUCAUGAUCCAAUUAUAAUACCAUUAACAAAUAAAAAAUUUUAUAUAAUAACAACUUUUAUAUUAAUUGGUAGUUAUAUAAUUGCAAUAUCUAUAAUAUCAUUAGCAAAAGUUUUAGCAUUUGUUGGUAGUACUGGAUCAACUUCUAUUUCUUUUAUAUUACCUGGAUUAUUUGGUUAUUUAUUAAUUAAAAAUCCAAAUAACUCAAGUGAUAAUAAUAAUGAAGAAUUAACUAAGUUAGAAAAAUUUUGUAAAUAUGGUGGGUUAGCUUUAGCUAUAUGGGGAUUUGGAGUAAUGAUUAUUUGUUUAAGUGCAACUAUAUUUUUAGGUGCAACUCAUUAA
Lodderomyces pseudojiufengensis is the source of this 1497-nucleotide messenger RNA. RefSeq names its product aspartate/glutamate transporter. Gene Ontology annotation, cellular component: fungal-type vacuole membrane. NCBI's taxonomy places the organism in Eukaryota, Fungi, Ascomycota, Pichiomycetes, Serinales, Debaryomycetaceae. Gene Ontology annotation, molecular function: L-glutamate transmembrane transporter activity; L-histidine transmembrane transporter activity; L-lysine transmembrane transporter activity. The transcript has a single exon. The record is from RefSeq and is a predicted model, not a curated record. The coding region runs from base 1 to 1497 and encodes 498 amino acids. Gene Ontology annotation, biological process: amino acid transmembrane transport.